AUGUUGGUUCGUAAGUGCCCAUGUAUAGUACCCAAAGGAGCGGGGAGAUGCUUUCAGUACUCUCAUCGAUAUCAAGCUUCCACGCUGGAAGAGGCUCUAAAUUCAUUUCCUGAUUUGACCAUGGAGAUGCCAGUAAAUCCUACUGAUGGGACAUCUUCUUUGUUCAACGAACAUUUUAAACCUGAAAGAUGUGCUAGUGAAGAAUGCAUAGUUUGUCAGAAAGAAAUACGAGAAAGAGUUUUCGAGUUGGGUUUACGUCCUAAGCUUUUCAAUUCGCGUAAUUUAAGUAAUACAACCGUCAUAUGUACUCGGUAUCGUUUCUCUCAGCCCAAUGCUGUUCUGCACGGCAUUCGGCAUGGAAACAACGAUAUAGUUGUGGAAGCGUAUGAAAAAAACCAGAAGAGAGGAGAUUUGCAGAGAUUUCCAAGACAGCUUGUGCCUCUUCUGGGUAACGGCAAUCGUUAUGUAAUUUCUUGCACAACUAAAGGUAUUACUCCGGAUCCAAGUGGUAUGUUAUCAUUAUGUUCGUGCUGUUGGACAUGGCGCAGUCUUCCUCGGUAUUAUUUUCCAACAUUUAUAAACGAACUGAUAUGUGACACUUUGGAUGGCACCUGUUUGUCAGGCUAUGCAGCUUGCGUAAAUGUGCAAAGAACAGUGCAGGUUUUGAGAAUUGAUACGGGAGCCCCUACACCAGUAAAUAUUCAGAUUGGAUCUCACUGCGAAUGCAAGAUUAGGCAAAACUCACCAAUUACGCGUCUUAUAAUGGGAAGAACGGCUAUCGGUUCAACGGUACCGCAAUUUGGGAAAUGA
Enterobius vermicularis (human pinworm) is the source of this 810-nucleotide messenger RNA. Lineage: Eukaryota; Metazoa; Nematoda; Chromadorea; Rhabditida; Oxyuridae. The record is from the annotation of a GenBank genome assembly.